Prunus persica (peach) is the source of this 1071-nucleotide messenger RNA. RefSeq names its product F-box/kelch-repeat protein At3g23880. The record is from RefSeq and is a predicted model, not a curated record. The transcript has a single exon. NCBI's taxonomy places the organism in Eukaryota, Viridiplantae, Streptophyta, Magnoliopsida, Rosales, Rosaceae. Bases 1 to 1071 code for a protein of 356 amino acids.
AUGGAAUUGUAUGAUCAAAAGCUCUACUUCAUCACCCAUCAUCUCAUUCAAAACGAAGACGUUCAACUCCUCCUUUACAACCCUCAAUAUGGGAUGUACUUAUUGUACAAGGAUGAUGACAACGACGAUGGCCGUUCAUCAUCUACGCUUAGAGAGUAUACCAAUCUUGACAAUCCGUACGACUUUUACAACCGAGGGUUGGCAUCCCAGUUUGUCGGAACUUGUAAGGGUCUCGUGUGCCUUGCUGUGGAAGACAUUGACUCUACCGCAUUAGUUUGGAACCCUAGCAUCAGAAAGUUUGUGGUUUUGCCUAAGUCUGGUGUUACCUUUUGUGAUGAAUAUGAUUAUCUAGAAGCAAGCUGUGGCUUUGGCUACGACAGGAGUGCCAAUGACUAUAAGGUCUUACGAAGAGCGUCUUCUUUUCGAGGAAACAAAUUUAUCUCAUGUCAAUAUGAGAUCUGGUCGUUAGCCAAGGGCUCUUGGAAGACUCUCAAUACUGCUGCUGAUCCUGAGGAAAGUGACAUUAUGCUCCGGCCCCGGCACUUUUUUGUUAGUAAUCCGCCUGCUUUUGUCAAUGGGGCUCUGCAUUGGACUCAAGCCAGAGCGCACACCGGGAACAUUUCACUUCUGUCAUUUGAUAUGUCCAAUGAAGUAUUCGGCAGGAUAGCAAUACCACCAGAAGCUUCAGCACAAACAAUUGACCAUCUUGCUCAAGGACAUUUCAUGGUUUCAAGGUACAGAGAGUCCCUUGCAUAUUAUGAAACCUCUCGGGAGCAGAAAGGAAGUGUUGGUUGGGGUUGCCUUCUUCACAUUCACAUGUGGGUGAUGGAAGAGUAUGGUGUGCCCAAAUCAUGGGCUAAACUAUUUGCAAUAUACCUGGAUCUGGAUCUAGGAGUUUCUAGACUGAUUGGUUGUAGAAAAAGUGGUGAAGUUGUUCUCAGAGUGAUGAAUGACAACGGUGAAUAUCGGUCUGUGAACCCUAAGACCAAGCAAGUUAAGAGACUUCGAAUUGAAGGACACUGGAUUUAUGAGGUCAUGGAUGCUUUAACAGAGCGCGUUGUCUUGUUAUGA